Molecule: messenger RNA, 907 nt
Organism: Setaria italica (foxtail millet)
Lineage: Eukaryota; Viridiplantae; Streptophyta; Magnoliopsida; Poales; Poaceae
Product: nuclear transcription factor Y subunit C-2
Exons: 1
Coding region: 248-634 (128 amino acids)
Biological process (GO): regulation of DNA-templated transcription
Cellular component (GO): nucleus
Molecular function (GO): DNA-binding transcription activator activity, RNA polymerase II-specific; protein heterodimerization activity
Source: RefSeq, a predicted model, not a curated record
CUGCGUCCCUCUCUACCGUGGAUACGCGCCGCCGGUCCUUGUCGAAACAGCCGGCCACCUCCAUUGCCGGCCUUGGGCAGCGACGCACCACGCCACGCGCUCCAACGUCACCUCCCUCCCUGCUGCAGGGUCAAACGCCACAUGCAUAUAUAGCAUCCAUCCCUUCUACGCUUCUCUCUUCAUCACGGUGAAUUGAUCUGAUCGUUGCUGCACCGGCGUCGAGACCUCGGCGACGGCGAUCAUCAGCAUGAGGCAGGCGAGGCCGUACUCGGGGAUCUUCUGCGGCGGGGUGUCGGCGCGGACAGGGCCGCACGCGCUGCCGCUGGCGCGCAUCAAGAAGAUCAUGAAGCGCUCGGCGGGGGAGGCCGCGGACGGCGGCGCGAGGAUGAUCUCCGGCGAGGCGCCCGUGGUGUUCUCCAAGGCGUGCGAGCUCUUCAUCGCCGAGAUCACGCGCCGCGCCUGGGCGGCCACGCUGGAGGGCAAGCGCCGGACCGUGCACAAGGAGGACGUCGCCACCGCCGUGCACAACACCGACCUCUUCGACUUCCUCGUCGACGUCGUCAUGGCGGACGCCGGGGGCGGCGGGCACGCGGCGCCCGGGUACGACGACGAUGAAAACGGCGCGCUGGAGUAAGCUGCGCGCGAAUGAAUCUGCAGCCUGCUCCUUAAAUUAUUGUGGUCAGGAAAGCCACCGUACCUACCGUGUUGCGUUUGAUUGAACAACUAAUGAAGAAUUCACCCGAGUACGCGAGCUACUACGCCAGUGUACCUUAAUAAUCUACCGGAUCGUCUUCAGCUACCAUUCUACCAAGGACGACGAUGAAUAGUAACUUGUAACUUUUUUCAUGCAAUCCUAUAUGCAGCAGUACGAUGUUAACCUGUAUAACGAACUGAAAUGAAUGAAACU